GGUCUUAUGAUAAGUCAAUUUAAGCAAGGCGACCAGACAAGAUGGCCGCUCGCAUGGAGCAAACUUGUUGCCGGAAGCAGUCGUCGAUUCCUGGUUUUUCGAACGUUUUCAUCCCACCUCCACCCCUCACCGUGAACUUGUCGGACACUUCGGGUUGUUGAAGAGGUACCAGACAAGAAAAUAUCCGAACUACCCCGCUGUGACCUCACUACCCAAUACUCAGUUACUUCCUCACACACACAACCCUGUCUCCGAGCAUCCGAGCCUUGGAGAUCCAGCUACGCGAACAGUCGGUCAAUGCGCGGACGCGGAUAUGAAGCAGCCGAAAAUGACGAGAACGAGUACGAGGUAGUCCUGAGCCACGGUGGUGAUGAUUCUGACACGCAAUCGGUCGAUACCGAAGAAGGUGUGGUCUUGUCCUACGAGGAUGAAGUAGAUGAUCAGGACGUCGCUUUGGUGACGUCCGGCUCCGGCUUGGCAGAUGUGGAAGCCGGAGCGGGGACGGCGGAGGGCAAUGGUUCCACAAGGGGCGGGAGCAACUCUGUCAAGAAACAGAAGGACGUCGCUUGGAGGGACUUGCCAAAGAAGAAACAGUUGGUGCUUAUUACUUUGACACGACUUAGCGAGCCGUUGGUCCAGACCUCAUUGCAGUCGUACAUGUUUUACCUGCUGAAAUGGUUUGAUCCUGAGCUAUCUGACUCCAUCAUCUCGAGACAAGCCGGCAUUCUCCAGGCCAGUUUUACUGCAGCGCAGUUCUUUACCGCCAUGAUCUGGGGCCGUGUGGCCGACUCAAAUUGGGCAGGUCGUAAGACCGUCAUUUUGAUAGGCUUACUAGGCACAAUGAUAUCUUGUAUUGGAUUCGGCUUCUCGACAUCGUUCUAUCAAGCCCUGUUCUUUCGGUGUCUCGGAGGGGCAACGAACGGGAAUGUUGGGGUAUUGAGGACAAUGAUAAGUGAAAUAGUUCGCGAGAAGAAAUACCAAUCACGGGCUUUUGUUUUAUUACCGAUGACCUUCAAUAUUGGCAUCAUCGUUGGACCAAUAUUAGGGGGCAUCCUUUCUGACCCAGCAGGUUCCUAUCCUGAAACUUUCGGAAACUCGACCUUCUUUCAAAAAUUCCCGUAUGCUUUGCCUAACAUUGUCAGCGCCGUCUUUCUAUCAGUAGCCUUAAUGGGGGUGUGGCUAUUUCUAGAAGAGACACACGAUGCUCUCCGAGACCGACGCGACUAUGGUCGUACUCUUGCCAAGAAACUCGGUGUACUCUUCAGCAGACAACACAACACCGUGAAUUAUACGCCACUGCACUCUCGAAAUAAAAGCACAGAUACAGAGCUGUUGCCCAUGUCCCCAGAAGAUCACCAACUAUCGCAGAAGUAUCCCCCACGGUGUCGAUACACCACCAGACUCCCCUUCCGUAGAAUAUUCACCCGCAACGUCUGCCUCACCUUCUUCGCACACUUCUUCCUCGCCUCCCACCUGGGAACCUUCAACUCCCUCUGGUUCGUCUUCCUCUCCACCCCCGUCUACAACCCCGCGAAACCCGACCCACCCGGCUUCCACCCCACUCUCCCUUUCCGCUUCACCGGCGGUCUCGGACUCCCCCCCAGAUUCGUCGGAAUAGCCAUGGCCUUACUGGGCGCCAUCGGCAUCACCAUGCAACUCUUCCUCUACCCACGCCUAUCAGCUCGCCUCGGCACUGUCCUCUCCUGGCGGCUAUGUCUCUGCCUCUUCCCGCUAGCCUAUACUUUUAUUCCCUACCUCGCCAUCGUCCCCUCGACAACUGAGCCCCCGAGCCAGAAAACCGGCCCCUUGAUCUGGGUUGCGCUCGCAGGCGUGUUAUUUAUUCAAGUGACAGGACGGACGUUCGCGUUGCCGGCCCAGACGAUCCUCGUCAACAAUUGCACGCCCCAUCUCAGCGUGCUCGGAACCGUCCACGGCCUAGCACAGUCACUCAGCAGUUUUGCUCGGACAGUAGGGCCCGUUGCGGGUGGGUUUCUGUAUGGAUUGGGGUUGAGUCACGGGCUAGUGGGAGGCGUGUUCUGGGCCAUGGCUGGGGUGGCGGUUUGUGGGCUAGUAGCGAGUUUCUGGGUGAAGGAGGGGAAUGGACAUGAGAUUUGGUUGGAAGGAGAUGAGGAUGAUGAGAAUAGCAAUGGCUGAUUUGGGGGCAACUAAGAGUUAGACUUUCAAGAGUGCAUAUACACCUUCAUUUUAUGUUUGUAGACUGUUUUUGGCCCGGUUUACAUGGGCAGGUCCAUCGUGGGAUUAAUUAGUAUGCUCGUAGAUUAGAGACGAGAGAGGACGCCUCGGCAUAUAGCACAGUACAG
Pseudomassariella vexata is the source of this 2321-nucleotide messenger RNA. RefSeq names its product major facilitator superfamily domain-containing protein. Gene Ontology annotation, molecular function: transmembrane transporter activity. The coding region runs from base 298 to 2154 and encodes 618 amino acids. The transcript is spliced from 7 exons. The record is from RefSeq and is a predicted model, not a curated record. Gene Ontology annotation, biological process: transmembrane transport. NCBI's taxonomy places the organism in Eukaryota, Fungi, Ascomycota, Sordariomycetes, Amphisphaeriales, Pseudomassariaceae.